AUGGAGAGCUCUCUGCACGACACUGGCUCGUCCCCGGACUUGGGGACUGAGGACGCGAACGGUGAGACGCUACUCGUUGCUUCCGCGGCCUCCAGCGGGUCCGACGAUGAGCAUGACGUCCUUGCCGAUCUCUCUGGAGCGUAUUUGCCUCCGCUGCACGCGGCCUCCGAGCCGCCCGACGGGGAGGACGCCGGGGAAGCUGCCGCUUCCGCGGGCGCUCGCCGCAGGCCAGAGGGAGCUCCGGGGCCUGCUGCCGGGGCCAGUCUCGUCGCGGCGACGCCGGAGAAGCCGGGCGCAGAGGCACCUUCGUCGACUCCGACGCAGGCGCGGGGCGGCUCGCUGGGGCCAGCGGCGGCGGCGGCGCGGCGGGAACUCCGCGAGUCAGAGUGGGCGGUGUUCGCGGCCUCGUCCUACGAGUCGCAGGCGGAGGCGCAGUUCGAGGGCAAGUGGGAGUUCCUCUCCUCCGCGAAGAAGAGCCAGGCGGGGGCGGCGGGGACAGCGGGGACGGCGGGGGCGGCGGCGGCCUCGCGUCUGCUCGCCAAGCGCCUCGAGACCUACCAGCGCCAGGGUCUGCGGCGCUCCGUCGCGCCGGUGCUGCUUUGUCACCUGAGGGAGUACCUGCAUGUGCUGCUGCUCUUUCACCGCGAGGCGCGACGCUACACGCUUCUCACCUUUAAGGCCAAGAGCUGGGAGCGACCCGAGGACGUGCUCGAGCGAAAACUGGAGAAAAUCCUGACCAAGCACCGCUCGGAAGUCCACAAGAGCCUCGCCAACUACACCUGGGUCGCCCCUGAACAAAACGAAAAAGUCACCGCAGACGUGCGGGAGUUCCUCGGAGAGUGGUGGCGACCGGAACUAGACGAAGAGCCGCUCCCCUUCCUCCCGCCCCAUGUCACCAGACCUAAAGAACGAAUUCGACUCUACCAGGUGCAGCUGCCGCAGAAGUGCUCCUUCCGGCUGCCGCCGGCGCUCUCGCUGGCGGCGAUUCCGCUGUUCGAUCUGCUGCGGCCUGAGAUCCACGGCCUGGCGCUCGCUGGGAUUCCUCACAUGCUGUCGCGGUUCCGCUUUCGCCUGCUGGAGCUCUCCGUGACGUGGAUGGACAGCUCGACGCCCUCGAUCGGCACGGGUCGCCGCUCGAAGGGGACAGGGGGGCGGCGAGACCAGGAGGAGGACGAGGAGGAAGACUUCUCGCCCGCCUUCCUCGAAGAGCUGACGUCGCAGGACGCGGCGAUGGAGACGGUCAACGAGCAGGGGCCGACGGAGGAGCUGCCGCCGGAGCUCGCUGCGCUAGCUGCAGAGGAGGAGGAGGACGCGUGA
Molecule: messenger RNA, 1317 nt
Organism: Besnoitia besnoiti
Lineage: Eukaryota; Apicomplexa; Conoidasida; Eucoccidiorida; Sarcocystidae
Product: putative mrna cleavage factor family protein
Exons: 2
Coding region: 1-1317 (438 amino acids)
Cellular component (GO): mRNA cleavage factor complex
Molecular function (GO): mRNA binding
Source: RefSeq, a predicted model, not a curated record